UAUGCAAAACGAAAGCACAGCGUCGCGACGCUGACAUGGGUUCAUCGUUAUGCGAUCUGUGGCAUAGAGCUGGAGAACCAUCGAUGGGACCAUCGAUAGUAUCGAUGGAAAUUUAGUUUUUCGAUAUAUCGAUGGAAAUUUGCCGAUGUCGAUAUAUCGACGCUUCAGAAAAAGUUGAGAAGUUCCGCAUCGAACGAAACCAGGCAACUUACCUCUUGUUCUAUCUGGCAGUUCCUCAUUAAAAAUGGACAAAUUUGUCGCUACAUCAAAAAAAAAUUCUGCUUGCUCUUCACCAACGCCUUCUAAUAUAACUGAUGACGCUGCUGUUGCAGAACCCGAUCAUAAGUGAAAAAAAUGCGUGUCGGAAGUUUGGUCUCAUUUUGACCGAUCAAAAAAUAAAAUGUUUGCCAAAUGUCGACAUUGCCAAAGAGAAUACCGCACAAGUGGCAAUACAUCUAACUUGAUGGAACAUCUAAGACGAGUCCACCCAUUUGUUAAUAACGAACAGAGGAGUACCAAUACAGUGAAGCAAUUGUUUGCUCGCAGCGAAUGUUACGGCUCCACAUCGACCAAGAAGGCACAGAUUGACAAGUCUCUUGCUCGCAUGGUGGUACUUGACUUGCAGCCUUUUAGCAUAAUCGAAAAUGUCGGCUUUAGGCAUUUUGUACGAACAUUGGAUGAAAAAUAUGUUUUGCCAAGCCGACCAUAUCUGAAAGACGUUCUGGUAAAAAAUAUGUACGAGGAUUCGUUGCAGAAGCUUAAAGUUAUAUUAAAUGCAAUUGAUUUUUGCUUAUUAACGACCGAUACUUGGACAUCCCGAGCCAAUGUAAAUUACCUUACGGUGACAUGUCAUUUUAUAGACAAUUUUAAACUGAGUUCUGCUGUAUUGUCUACGCUCCCUCUUGUUGACCAAACCAAUCACAACAGUGAAAAUAUUGCCACAACACUGCGAGCAAUUUGCGAAGAAUGGGCCAUAUUUGACAAAAUUCAAACUAUUGUCACAGAUAAUCCAUCGUCUAUGAUACGAGCAUGUGAUAUUUUGAAGAAAAAGCACUUGCCAUGUUUCGCUCAUACCUUAAAUCUUGUUGUGCAAGACGUUUUGGCUAAAAAUAAUGUGAAGCAAAUAUUACAAGUCGUUAAACGCAUUGUUACAUUCAUUAAGAGCAGCUCAAUCGCCAAUGCCAAGUUUAUGAAAGCUCAGGCCACCGAUAACCCUCUUAAGUUGUUGCAAGAGGUGCCAACAAGAUGGAAUAGCUCAUUUUAUAUGCUGUAACGGUAGGACCCCUACGUACGAGGGAACCGCUUAUUGCGACUCUUUUAAAAUCGCAAAAUGCGCCGAUUCCUUUAUCGGAGGACCAGUUUCGUGUGAUCGAGGACCUUUGCUCUCUACUUGAGCCCUUUGAGACAGCAACAAAACACUCUUCAUCGUCAAAUUCUGUAACAAUUUCGCUAAUCAUUCCAGCAGUAUUGGCCUUGACAAAAAAUUUGGAAGAGUUGUUACCUAAUAUGAUCACAGCAGUUGGCACGGAAACCUGUUCAUUUUUAAUGAACUCGGUGAAAAAGAGGCUAUACCCUUACGAGAAUCGGUCUGACCCAAGACUUGGAACCCUUCUUGAUGCUCGCUUCAAAAAGGAGGGAUUCCAAAAUGCAGGAAAUGCACAACAAGCUGCAUUAGCACUAGAAGAAGAGUUGUGCAGCUUUAAAGAUUAUGCGACAAAACCCAACAAUGAGGAACUGCCAAAGGAGAACAGAUCACCAUUUUUAUUCAAAUUUGUGGAGCAAAAAAUUUGUGAUAAAGUAUCAAAUCGCCGGGCGGAUGCGAUUGUAAUGCUGCGACAGUACAUGGAGCAACGCAAUGCAUCUCACGAUACCGAUCCGCUUCAGUACUGGAAGAUUAAUGAACAUCAAUUAAAUGCCCUUAGUCGCUGUGCCUUAAAAUUCUUGUCAAUCCCGGCUAGCUCCGUAGAGUCAGAACGCAUUUUUAGUAAGGCAGGGGCGAUUAUCACGGACCGCCAGAGUUCCUUAAAGGCAAAGCACGUUAACCAAAUAAUUUUUUUGAAUAAGAAUCAAUGGUUGGAAAAAUACGAACAUUAAUGAAGAUUUUAAACCAAACAUAGAUCUCUUAGACAAAGUACAUAUGAAAUAUGAAUGUUAA
Drosophila willistoni is the source of this 2155-nucleotide messenger RNA. RefSeq names its product zinc finger BED domain-containing protein 4-like. Gene Ontology annotation, molecular function: protein dimerization activity. Lineage: Eukaryota; Metazoa; Arthropoda; Insecta; Diptera; Drosophilidae. The transcript has 4 exons. Bases 1507 to 2094 code for a protein of 195 amino acids. The record is from RefSeq and is a predicted model, not a curated record.